AAAGGGAAGUGGAAGAUUGAGCCAAAUGUUAAACAAAAGUGAAGUUAGUUGGUGUAGAAUACCUGGAAUAAACGACACGUCGAUGACCAGAUGGAUACAUAAGCUAAUAAAUACUAAUAAAUGCAGUGUUUAUAAGUUGUAACCUUAUGGGAAGGUUUCAGUUGAGGUAAAGUGCGCAGGAUGUGUAGCUGUUAGCUCAGAUUGGAGACGUCAGUAGAAUAAACAGGCAUCAGUUUGGGGAUGAUUACCUAACAUCAAGUUUUGACAUGUACGUACAUUUCAGUUUUUUCUAAAUAAAUCUGGAUUCCAUCCUGGUCCUCUUUGUGAAAUGACCUGACUCUGAGUUCACGGCUCAGUAUUCAUGACAAUGGCCAGAAUAGCCUGGUAUCAAGAGAAGAUCGGGGCUUAUGAUCAACAAGUCUGGGAGAAAUCCCUGGAGCAGACCGAUCUAAAUGGCUUAGACAGCAAACCAAAGAAGACGGGUCACAUCAAGCCAGACCUCAUCGAUGUCGACUUAGUGCGAGGAUCAACCUUCAGCAAAGCCAAACCAGAGAGUCCCUGGACAGCUCUGACCCGUAAAGGUUUAGUCAGAGUGCUGCUGUUCCCCUUCUUCUUCCAGUGGUGGAUCCAGGUGACCUCCAAGUCCAUCUCUUCAUGUAUCUUCAUGCUCUACUUUAUGCAAGUGGCAGCGGUGGUGCUGUACUUGGACGUCCCUGGAGCGAGUGCCAGCGAGGUGUUUGGACCCAUGUGUCUGAUGCUGCUGCUGGGUACAGUGCAUUGCCAAAUUGUGUCGACUGAGUCCAGCCGGUGGCCCUCGGGCAGUCCAGCUGCCAGCAGCACCACCAGCCCUGCACGCAGAAGGAGGCCAAGGAAAGGCAGAGGACUGAAAAAAUGUGAGGAGAAGAAUGACAGUGGGGAUGAAGAACACCAGAGCCCCUGGCAGUAUGAAGAAAACCAGGGACCGUACAGAACUGAGGAGAAGAGGAGCACAAUAAAGUCAGGGUUUGGAGCCUCCGAUGAAUUCUCUAGUGAGGAAGAGGAGGGGGUACAGCCACUGGAAGUAAAUCAUCCACUACCUCAUCAUGAGAGACACACUACAGCAACUCGACCGACAUCUGCAUCACUGUCUUCACUCAGGAACAGAAAUGUACCGUCUUACUCCAAACCCACGCUGAGACCUCAGGAAGGAAGUGGGGCUGCUAUCAAGGUGAAACCUCGUGAGGUGGAGCGCCUCAGGCCGAGCGUAGGCCCCCGUCCUGCCUCAGACACUGACGAUACGAUGUGGGAGGAGCUUCUUCAAGGACCUGACUCCGCCUCCACUGGUAGCAGUGACAGCGAGGGGAAUGGGAGGUACAGCGCUAACAUGGGCCUUCAGCAAUCGACCAAUCUGAGCAGCGAUGAUGACAGUCUGAGGCACGGAAUCACUGGAAACCAGCUGUCUUGGCUGCAGGCGUGUCACCCAUCUAAGGACCGUGUCAGCGCCAUCAUAUGGGAGCAGGGCGAGUGUAAGAAAGCGGACAUGUCAGUACUGGAGAUAAGUGGGAUCAUCCUCACACGGGUGAAGCAGGUGGAGCAGGGUAUGGGUUACCUCAUGUUCGGUGGGUUUGUGACCGCCACCUUGGCAUUGCUUCCCUUUGCCUUUCGUCUGGCGCAGCAUCUGCACAUGUCGAGCCUCAGCUCCCUGUCCAUGUCGGAGAUCGUAGAAAUAGCAGUGGGUCCUCCUGAUCCCAAGGCCUACACAUUUUUCUUCAUCACAACCGUGCAAAGAAUCUGCCUCACAGGACUGUUCUUUUUCAUGAUGUGUGUGGCUGAGAGGACGUAUAAACAGAGGCUCUUGUUUGCCAAGUACUUCAGCCAUCUCACCUCAGCUCGUAAAGCAAAGAAGUCAGAGAUUCCUCAUUUCAGGCUGAAGAAAGUGCAGAACAUUAAGAUGUGGUUGUCAUUACGCUCUUUUCUCAGGAGACGAGGGCCACAGCGCUCCGUUGACGUCAUUGUCUCCACUAUCUUCCUUUUAGCACUUUCCAUUUCAUUCAUCAUCUGUGCCCAGCUUCUGCACAGCCACAAGACAUUCCUGGACUCUGUGACAAACUGGGAGCUGAUGCUGUGGGGCUCAUCGCUUGUCCUCUUCCUGUUAAGGCUGGCCACGCUGGGCUCAGAGACCAACUGCAAAUACAGCAACUCCUCAGUACUGCUCACUGAGCAGAUCAAUUUGUAUCUAAAGAUGGAGAAAAAACCAAACAAGAAAGAAGAACUAAAUAUUGUUAAUAAUGUUUUGAAAUUGGCUACCAAACUAAUGAAGGAGCUGGAUACUCCGUUCAGACUGCUGGGUCUGACUGUGAACCCUCUGAUCUACAACAUCACCCGAGUGGUCAUCCUGUCCGCUGUGUCUGCUGUGGUCAGCGACCUGCUGGGCUUCAACAUCAGACUUUGGAAAAUCAAGCCUUAAUGUGAAAACGUCAAACCACUAACAGUCGGACACUGGAGAGAAGAAACUCCCUCAGUCUGCUGCAGAACGUCUCAUCUACAAAAGUGUGCAAACCUACUGACAGUAUAUUCAUUGUCUGUGCCUUUCAACUGAAACUCCUGUUGGAACUCGAUCAGUCACGAGUCUGGGAUGCUCCGACCGUCACUCACACACCAUUACUGAGCUGCUCAGCUGGUGCAGUUUCCAUCAGCCGUGGCACUAACCCAGUGCCUAACUCUGACCCUUGAAUGUUCCUCGGUAUACGGCUAAACAUAGCAGUAGGUUAAGGUCUGGGGGCAUUCCAGGUCUCUGUGACACCCCCCCCAUCCCCCCUUCUCUAAAUGUGUAUUGUACAGAUGUGCGAA
This is a messenger RNA of Sphaeramia orbicularis (orbiculate cardinalfish), 2829 nucleotides long. RefSeq names its product putative homeodomain transcription factor 1 (gene phtf1). The record is from RefSeq and is a predicted model, not a curated record. The transcript has 17 exons. Lineage: Eukaryota; Metazoa; Chordata; Actinopteri; Kurtiformes; Apogonidae. Bases 362 to 2446 code for a protein of 694 amino acids. Gene Ontology annotation, cellular component: endoplasmic reticulum.